Messenger RNA from Sinocyclocheilus anshuiensis, 3850 nucleotides. RefSeq names its product protein Hook homolog 1-like. Gene Ontology annotation, cellular component: centrosome; cytoplasm. Lineage: Eukaryota; Metazoa; Chordata; Actinopteri; Cypriniformes; Cyprinidae. Gene Ontology annotation, biological process: cytoplasmic microtubule organization; cytoskeleton-dependent intracellular transport. The coding region runs from base 149 to 2317 and encodes 722 amino acids. The transcript is spliced from 24 exons. Gene Ontology annotation, molecular function: microtubule binding; dynein light intermediate chain binding. The record is from RefSeq and is a predicted model, not a curated record.
GAAGCCUUUGCGUAUCAAUUAGUGCGUAGACGCAAUAGACGUGAACGUAGUGCUGGUGAGUGCUAGGCAAAUACACACGCAGGUGGGAAGGGGAAGCGCAUUGUUGACAGGUGGACGGAAAUAUUUGCCCGAUAGCAUAAGAGGAGAUAUGGAUUUAAAUAAAACGGUGCUGUGCGAGAGCCUGAUUAUUUGGCUGCAAACCUUCAAAACUGCAGCCCCCUGUAAGACAGUGAAGGAUCUGACCUCAGGGGCAGCCAUGUCUCAGGCUCUGCAUCAGAUAGAUCCUUCAUGGUUCAAUGAGAGCUGGCUGGCCCACAUUAAAGAGGAUGUUGGAGAUAAUGUGAGACUCAAGAUGAAUAAUCUAAAAAAGAUCAUGCAGAUGAUUGUUGAUUAUUAUAAUGAGGUUUUGGCUCAGCAGAUCACAGAUUUCCCUCUGCCUGAUCUGGUGCGUGUGGUAGAGCAGUCUGAUCAGGUAGAGCUGGGACGCCUCCUGCAGCUCAUCCUGGGGUGUGCAGUCAAAUGUGACAGGAAACAAGAUUAUGUCCAGAUUAUCAUGACUGAUGCACCUCUUAUGAGCAAGGAGACUGUGUCUCAGUUAGGAACAGAAUAUCCUGGAGAUGUUGAAAAACAGUUAAAGAAAGCCUUGGAGGAUCUGACUGAAGUCAUGGCAGAGAAAGAAGAGUUGGCACAGCGCUGUCAGGAGCUCGACAUGCAGGUGACAGUGCUACAGGAGGAAAGGAACAGCUUCCUGGCAGAAAAUGACCUCUUGACUGAUCGAGCCAGUCAGCUUGAUACUUUUGAAGACCCCAGCACUCCAUCAGGGAGGAAGCAAAGCCAGCUACAACUAGAGCUAGAGCAGCUUCUGGAGGAGAACUUCAGGCUUGAGGCAGCUAAAGAUGAUUACCGCAUCCACUGUGAAGAGCUGGAGAAACAACUAGUGGAGCUUCAGCAUCGCACCGAUGAACUGACCAGCCUGGCUGAGGAAUCGCGAUCACUUAAAGAUGAAUUAGACAUAUUAAGGAGCUGCUCUGACAGGGCAGUCAAGCUAGAGGCCUCUGUUGAGACGUACAGGAAGAAGUUAGAAGAUCUAAGUGACCUCAGACGGCAAGUGAAAGUUCUGGAGGAGAAGAAUAUGACCUACAUGCACAACACAGUCAGCCUUGAAGAGGAGCUACGCAAAGCUAAUGCUGCAAGAGCUCAGUUAGAGACAUACAAGAGACAGGGUCAGGAGCUCCACAGGAAACUGUCUGAUGAGUCCCGUAGGGCUGAUAACCUGGCUUUUGAGAUGAAGAAAUUUCAGGAGAAAUAUGAUACUUUACUAAAAGAGAAAGAGAGGAUCAGCAUUGAGCGCGACACUCUCAGAGAGACUAAUGAAGAGCUGCGAUGCACUCAGGCCCAACAGGACCAGCUGUUACACGCAAGAAAGUAUCAAACAGGAAGUCCAAGCCAUGAUAACCUGGCAGCUGAGAUGUUGCCCAUUGAGUACAGGGAGAAGUUCAUUCGUCUGCAGCAUGAGAACAAGAUGUUGCGGCUGCAGCAGGAGGAGUCAGAGAAUGAGCGCAUAACUGAGCUGCAGGAGCUGCUGGAGGAGGCCCGGCGCGGACGCAACCAACUGGACACUGAGAACAGGUUAAACAGAGAAAGAAUCAGUGAACUCCAGCAGCAGGUAGAGGAUCUGCAGAAGGCCUUGCAGACACAAGGAGCCAAACCUGAAGAUUCUCAUCUGAAAAGGAAGCUGGAUGCUCAUAUGGUGCAACUGAAUGAAGCACAAGAUGAAAUCAUGAAGAAGAAAGAGCUGUUGGAGGACCUCCAGCCAGAUGCUACUCAAACCAGUGUGAAGAUGGAUGAGCUGGUUGCAGCACUGAAGAAGAAAGAUGAGGACAUGAGAGCGAUGGAGGAUCGAUACAAGAUGUACCUGGAGAAAGCCCGUGAUGUGAUUCGAGCUCUGGAUCCCAAGCUAAAUCCAGCCUCAGCAGAGAUUCAGUCACUGAAAGCGCAGCUCUCUGAGAAAGAGAAGAAGAUCAUUGCUCUGGAGCGGGAGUGUGAGCAGGCCAAACUGAGGGAAUAUGAGGAGAAGAUCAUUGCUCUGGAGCGGGAGUGUGAGCAGGCCAAACUGAGGGAAUAUGAGGAGAAGUUAAUUGUGAUAGCUUGGUAUAAUAAGAGUUUGAACUUCCAGAAGAUGGCAGUCGAGUCACGGCUUAGCGGGCGAUCCAACUCUCUAGUGCCACCCGGCCAGUCCUUCCUGGCUCAGCAACGUCAGGUGACCAACGCCCGGCGCACCAUGUCUAUCAACGUGCCUGCCACUUCUUCCAAGUAACCUUGUCCUCAGUACCUCCCAGCUUCCUGCUCUUCUCCUUCUUUCCCUCACAUGUACACUCAAGUGACCUUAAGUACACUUCUAAACAAGGGGACAAGCCUGCCAUGAUGAACAUUAGCAUGUCCUCAUGUGAUCACUCUCUACAGUUACACAUGUAUAAUAAUGUACAUAAGGGGCUGAACUCUGAUGAACGUUACUCAGUCAGCACACAAUUAUGUACAGUAGCAGUCUUUUUCACUUUCAGUACUAAACACGCACCUGUAACAGUCUGCAGCAGGGUCACUUCUGAACCAGCAUCCAUACUAAAGGUCACAGGUCAAUCUUUUGUCAGGCUCACUCAGAUUGUGCGGGAAGAAAUGCAUUUAAUGCGUCCUGUAAUGGUAGCAUGCAUGCUUUUGCUAGAAAUGACUUCCAACGAUACACUAUGCAGUAAUGCAGCCGUGGAAUAUAUUUGUAAUCGCGCAGGUAUGUUAUAUAAAACAUUGAAAGUAUAUGCAGACUGCACAUUUUGCCCUAGCCAAUCAAAAUCCGUCGAUCAGGAUGAUAAUGUAUUUGGUGCUGGACACCAAAGUACUUAGUUUGUUCCUAUUACAGUGACUUUCUCAAACAACAACAACAUGCAUUGAAACUACAUUAAUGUAUACAUUAAAAAGUCAUGCAUAUAAUCACUCUAAUUGAUUAAAUCUGAAUCCAGGUGCUUCAUUCAGUCGGUUAUGGUAUUUUAUAUUCAGUUGACUGUGAUAGGACUCUUGCAUGCUCUUUUAACAAGCAGACGGGCCUUUUUUAUCCACUUAAUGUUUCCUGUCUGUGUGAAGACCUCAAGUAUCAGGAUUUUAACACCAGCACAGAAUUAUAGGAGGCCAUAGCAAACUGCUGUGACGGCUUUGAAUGUGUUGUACGCCAUUCUUUAAAUAUAUAUGCGUGACUUGUAAAACAUAGCUGCAUUGUGAAAUGGCUUUUGCUGUAUUGUGAAAAUCUGCUCCUGCUUAGGUUGACCCGACUGAGCUAUCUGCUAAUAGACUAGCUGUUGCAUUUCGAAUAAAACACACUCUGUUUAUGUUGGGAGAUACAGUACUCUUAAUUCAGUUUUAAAUGGUAAGGUUAAUCAUUGCGGUUCUGAUUUGUCUUUUCUGGUGUUUUAUUCAACUAGGCUUUUUGGCCUGUGAUGGGUAAAUGCUAAUGUUUUUUGAAAUGCUAAUAUUUAUGUAUGAUGUGUUCCAAGGAAGAACUCUUAAAUUUGUGUACUCAAUUUUAUGAGCACUGCCAUUGUUUGUGAGAGAUGAUAAAUAAUAAGACUGGAUUCAUAUGGUAUUAGAGUAAUAUUUGGAGUUAAAGAGCACUUGCAGCCUUCAUUUACAUGUGAUGAAUAAACACUCUAAAGUUUGUUUUGCAAUACUGCCUUCUUGCGUUUUAAUGAUCCCAAGGUUGAAGUUUUUACUCACGUCUCACCACUAGAUGGCGACUAAUUUAAACAUUUCCCGCUACGUGUCACUAAUGGUGCUGAAUUUACACACAAUUUUUAAAGAUCUCAGA